AUGGGCGACGUCGUCGAUACCAGCGAUGCCUCGGACGUGCUGUGGUGCCAUCCGCAGCCCGCUUCGACCCCCAUGUGGCACUUCAUCCAGCACCUCAACAGCAGGCACCGCCUGGAGCUGCGUGGCUAUCCCGACCUGUACAGGUGGUCCGUCGACAACGUCUCGGCUUUCUGGGAAGAGACUUGGGACUUUGUUGGCAUCGUCGCCUCCGAAAAGGCCCAUCGGGCUCUUUCUGCCGACGCUCCCAUGCACCCUCGCCCCGACUUCUUCUCCUCCGCCCGCCUCAACUUUGCUGAAAACCUCCUCUUCCCUUCCGUUUCCACCUCCCUCGACCCUUCCGACCCGGCCGUCAUCACCAUGACGGAGCUCCCCGGCCAUCUGCGCUCCACGUCCUGGGCCCAGCUCCGCGAGGCCGUCCGUCAGUGCUCCAACGCCCUCCGGGACUCUGGGCUUCUCCCCGGCGACGUCGUUGCCGGCUACGUCUCCAACCACGUCGAGGCCCUCGUUGCCAUGCUCAGCGCCGCCUCCGCAGGCGCCAUUUGGACCGGCAUCAGCCCCGACAGCGGCGUCUCGGCCGUCUUGGACCGGCUCAGCCAGAUCACGCCCAAGGUCUUAUUCGCCGAUAACGGCACCGUCUACAAUGGCAAGGAGUGGUCCAGCACCGCCAAGACGUGUGAAGUUGUUGCCGAGCUCGUCAAGACGGGCCUGCAGUCGGUCAUUGUCGUCAACAACAUCAAGGGCGACACGGGCAUCUCACAGCUCGAGUCGCAGACCAUCAAGGCCUACGAGUUCGAGCAGCUCCCUCCGUCCCAUCCGCUCUACAUCCUCUAUUCCAGCGGCACGACUGGCCUGCCCAAACCCAUUAUCCACACGGCCCUUGGCACCCUGAUCCAGCACAAAAAGGAGCACUUGCUGCACUGCUCGCUGUCGACCUCGUCUCGCAUGCUCUACUACACCACCACCUCCUGGAUGAUGUGGCACUGGAGCGUUGGCGCGUUGGCCGUCGGCGCCACUGUCGUGCUCUACUCGGGAUCGCCGUUUCGGCCACACUCGCACCUGUCCUUGCCUCGGGUGCUUUCUGACCUGAAAAUCACCCACUUUGGCACCUCGGCCGCCUACCUGACGGCUCUCGAGGCCAACAACGUUCGUCCAAUUUCAGAACCGGGCAUUGACCUCUCGAAUCUGCAAGCCAUCUAUUCCACCGCCUCUCCCCUGCCUCCUUCGACGUUCAGGUUUGUCUACGAGGCCUUCCCCAAGACGGUCAACCUCGCCUCCAUCACAGGCGGCACAGACAUUAUUUCGCUCUUCGGGGCCCCUUGCCCGCUGCUGCCCGUGCGCACCGGCGAGAUCCAGUGCGCCGGUCUCGGCAUGGAUAUCCGGGCGGUGGACUCGGCGUCGGGAGACGAGGUCCCGCCCGGCGAGCCCGGCGAUCUGGUCUGCGUCAAGCCCUUUCCCUGCCAGCCUCUGACCUUUUUCGGCGCCGACGGCGAUUCAAGGUACAAGGCGGCGUACUUUGAACGCUUCCGGGACAUCUGUGGGGCCAAGGGGCCGGUGUGGCAUCACGGAGACUUUGUCAAGAUUCCCAAUGCGGCAACAGGGAGCCUGGUGAUGCUCGGCCGGUCCGACGGGGUCCUCAAGCCGGCGGGGGUGCGGUUUGGGUCGGCAGAGGUUUACAAUAUCCUCACGCGGUUCUUUGCGUCGGAGGUGGAGGAUGCCGUGUGCGUGGGGCGACGCCGAGCGGCGGACACGGACGAAACGGUCUGCCUCUUCGUCGUCAUGUCACCAGGCAAGACGUUUGACGACGAGCUGAGAGUCCAGAUCAAGGCCAAGAUCCGGCGCGAGUUGAGCCCAAGGCAUGUGCCGGGCGUUGUGGAGGAGUGUGGGAGCGGCAUCCCCAAGACGAGCAACGGCAAGAAAAUCGAGGUUGCCGUGAAGCAGAUCCUCUCGGGCAUGGGCGUCCAGACCAACGCCAGCGUUGCCAAUCCCGAGGCCCUGGACUGGUUCAGGGGCUGGGCAAAGAGCCACUAA
Messenger RNA from Hirsutella rhossiliensis, 2028 nucleotides. RefSeq names its product AMP-binding enzyme domain-containing protein. Bases 1 to 2028 code for a protein of 675 amino acids. The record is from RefSeq and is a predicted model, not a curated record. Gene Ontology annotation, molecular function: acetoacetate-CoA ligase activity. Gene Ontology annotation, cellular component: cytosol. NCBI's taxonomy places the organism in Eukaryota, Fungi, Ascomycota, Sordariomycetes, Hypocreales, Ophiocordycipitaceae. Gene Ontology annotation, biological process: lipid metabolic process. The transcript is spliced from 4 exons.